ACAAAGACUACGGUGAAUGAUACUUUUGGCGCCAUCAAAAUCGCCUGCACAACCGCCUUCGACCGCCGCCAGUGGCCGACCUUCUCUGGCCAACUAACCUGAAGUUGGUUCUUGAUAUUCAUUCAGUGUAAUCUUCAUGAGUCAAACCAAAUAUGGCAUCACCAUCAUCUUCCAAACCCAAAACCCUAACCCUAGAUUCUACAGCUUUAUUUCUCCAAUCCCCACAAACAACUUGUCCUCCACUUUCUUUCUCUCUUCUUUCCUCGCGCUCUCCUCUACCUCCAAUGCCCACAGAUUUUCCCCUCUCCAAACUGAUCCCCAAAACUAAAUUUAUCGUUGACGGCUUCCGAUUAUCCGGCGACUACUCCGUAUCGUACUUCCUCUCACAUUUCCACUCAGACCACUACGGCGGACUCAAUGCGAACUGGUCUAAAGGAAUUAUCUUUUGUUCAGAGAUUACUGCCCGCCUUGUUAUUCAAGUACUUCAAGUUUCGGCAUCAUUUGUUGUGCCUUUGCCUUUGUCGGAGUCAGUUUUGGUCGACGGCUGUGAGAUUUCAUUGGUCGACGCAAAUCAUUGCCCCGGUGCAGUCCAGUUCUUGUUCAAAAUCCCGACCAGGGACGGGAGUUGCGAGAGGUAUGUGCAUACCGGUGACUUUAGGUAUUCUGUUUCUAUGAAAUCCGAAACUGUUCUGAACGAAUUUACGGGUGCUGAUGCCGUUUUCCUGGAUACUACUUAUUGUAAUCCGAAAUACGUAUUUCCUUCGCAACAGGAGUCCAUUGAUUAUGUAGUUAGUGUGAUUGACAAGUAUAGCGUUGAGAAUGAUGGUGGUUUAAAGUCUGUUUUGUUUCUUGUUGCCACUUAUGUCAUUGGAAAAGAGAAAAUCCUGCUUGAGAUUUCACGUAGGUGUAAGAGAAAGAUACAUGUCGAUGACAGAAAAUUGGGUAUUCUGCAUACUCUAGGGUUUGGAGAAGAUGAUGUAUUUACCACUAAAGAAUCUGAAAGUGAUGUUCAUGUUAUUGGAUGGAAUGUUUUAGGUGAAACCUGGCCUUAUUUCAGACCUAAUUUUGCAAAAAUGAAUGAAAUUAAGGAUGCUAAAGGGUAUUCUAAGGUGGUGGGAUUUGUCCCAACAGGGUGGACCUAUGAAGUAAAGCGUAACAAGUUUGCUGUGAGGACAAAAGGCCCAUUUGAGAUACAUUUAGUCCCUUAUAGUGAACACUCAAACUAUGAAGAACUUAGAGAGUAUGUAAAGUUCUUAAGACCAAAACGUGUUAUUCCAACAGUAGGUGUGGAUGUUGAGAAUCUUGAUGGGAAACAUGUCAAUAAAAUGUUAAAGCAUUUUGCAGGAUUGGUUGAUGACAUGGCCAUUAAACAAGAUUUCUUGAAGGGCUUUCAUCGUGGGUCCAAGGGACUAAAUGAGAAUCUUGAGAAAGAUUCACAAAAUGAUACUUUUUCACUUUGUGAUCAGAAAGAUGAACAUGAAACAGAUGAAAUGUUACAGGAACUUCUUGAUUGUUUGCCUGAUUGGGUCACUAGAGACCAAAUGAUGGAUGUUUUAAGUAAAUCAAGAAAGAAUGUUGUUGAAUCCGUUUCUUAUUUUUAUGAACAUGAAACUGAAUAUUAUGAACAGGUGGUUACUAGAACACCCAUUUCCACAUCACAGGAAAACCCAGUUGAGAUUCUCAAAGAGGUCAUUGCACAUGCUUCAUCCACCUCAUCUAAAGGCUUUGCAUCACCUUCACCUCCUGUUAAAUCCUUAUUAAAAACUGAUGAUUUCACUUCAAGUAAAAGAAAGAAAUCAUCCACCAUUAAUCAAACCAAAAGUAUCAAUUCCCCAAACAAAAAGAAACAAUCAACUUCAAGUAAAAACACCAUUUCUCCUAACCAAAAGAGGAAGAUCAAUGACAAUAUAUCAAGCAAGAAGCCAAAAAUCACUUCACAACUCGAAUCCAGUGGACCAAAGCAAUGCCCAAUCACUAAGUUCUUCAAUAAGCUCUCACCUGUGGUUGAAAUAUCCAACAAUGAUGUCAUCAAGAAUUACAAAGAUGAAGUAGAUCAGUUCAUACAAAUCAUAAAUGGCAACGAGUCAUUGCAUGAGUAUGCUACAACCCUUUUAGAGGAAACAAAGGGUGAUAUCAACAAAGCUCUUGACUUGUAUUACUUAAAAGAUAAACAAAGUGAAAAUCAAAAGAGGAUCUUUUCUAAUGAAGACACUGAAGCAUCUCAAGAUCUUAUAUCACUUCCACCUGAGAAGUACUCUCCCAUAGACCAUGCUUGCUGGAAAGAUGGAGAGUUUGCUCCCUAUUUACAUCUUGCCAGGACAUUCAACUUGGUGGAGGGCGAAAAAGGAAAGAUUAAAGCUACAUCUAUGCUCUGCAAUAUGUUUAGAAGCUUGUUAAUUUUGUCACCUGAGGAUGUGUUGCCAGCUGUGUACUUGUGCACAAAUAAGAUUGCCCCUGACCAUGAAAACACGGAACUGAACAUUGGUGGAAGUAUUGUGACAUCAGCAAUGGAAGAGGCAUGUGGAACAAACAGAUUGAAGAUUCGUGAGUUGUACAACACUUUAGGUGAUCUUGGUGAUGUGGCUCAACUAUGUCGCCAGACACAAAGGUUACUAGCACCUCCAGCUCCACUCUCAAUCAGACGAGUUUAUUCAGUUCUUCGAGAAAUAAGAAUUUGUCAGUGUACAAACAGGUAAUGGAAGUACAUUGCGUAAAAGAAACCUCAUUAUUAAUCUAAUGAGAUCUUGUAGAGAGAUGGAGAUCAAGUUUAUAGUCAGAACAUUGGUCAAGAAUCUAAGAAUUGGAGCCAUGAUGAGAACUGUUCUUCCUUCAUUAGCUCAGGCUAUUGUUAUGAACUCUUGCCAUGAAACAACCAAAGAAACACUUCAGGGACUCAGUGCAGCAGUUGUUGAAGCGUAUAACAUGCUCCCAAAUUUAGAUUUGCUUAUUCCUUCUUUGAUGGAAAAAGGGAUUCAAUUUUCUUCAUCAACAUUAUCAAUGGUUCCAGGCAUACCCAUUAAGCCAAUGCUUGCAAAAAUUACUAAUGGAAUCCCUCAAGUCUUGAAGCUAUUUCAAGGAAAAGCCUUUACUUGCGAAUUUAAAUAUGAUGGACAACGUGCCCAAAUUCACAAAUUACCUGAUGGAUCUAUACGCGUAUUUUCAAGAAAUGGAGAUGAAAACAACAUCAAGAUUUCCAGAUUUAAUAAAUAUAAUAAAUGAUACUUGCAAUAAAGAUACCAUGACUUUCAUAAUUGAUGCUGAGGUGGUGGCUAUUGAUAGAAAAAAUGGUGGAAAGCUUCUAUCUUUUCAAGAACUAUCUUCUCGUGAUAGAGGGAGUAAAAAUUCAUCUAUUUUAGUUGAUAAUAUAAAGGUUGAUAUAUGUGUCUUUGUAUUUGAUGUCAUGUUUGCUAAUGGAGAACAGCUGUUGGGUUUCCCUCUGCGCGAAAGAAGAAAAUAUAUGAAAGGUUUAUUUGGUGAUGAAAAGACUGGAUAUUUCGAAUAUUCAAAGGAAAUAACAGUGGAGAUGGAUGAUGCUGACGUGGCAAACAAAGCCAUAGUGAGUAAAAUGAAUCAGUUUUUUGAUGAAGCUUUUCAUUCAUCAUGUGAGGGACUCAUGGUUAAGUCUCUUGAUGUUGAAGCUGGUUAUCUUCCAUCAAAGCGUUCAGAUUCUUGGUUAAAGGUGAAACGUGAUUAUGUAGAAGGGUUAAAUGAUUCCCUUGACUUGGUUCCAAUUGGUGCUUGGUAUGGAAAUGGAAGAAAAGCCGGAUGGUAUAGUCCGUUUUUAAUGGCAUGCUAUGAUCCUGAUACCGAAGAGUAUCAAAGUGUUUGCCGCGUAAUGUCGGGAUUCUCUGACGCCUUCUAUAAAGAGAUGAAAGAGUUUUUUGUUGAUGAGAAGAUGUUGUCGAAAAAUGAGAAACCGGUGUAUUAUCAAACGGGUGAGGAGCCGGAUAUGUGGUUUAGUCCAGAAUUGGUGUGGGAGAUACGGGGGGCGGACUUCACCGUGUCGCCGGUGCACCAUGCGGCCAUGGGUUUGGUGCACCCGUCACGUGGGAUUUCGGUUAGAUUCCCGAGGUUUAUUCGGGCGAGAUUAGAUAAAAAGCCGAGUGAUUGUAGCACAAAUAUGGAUAUAGUUGAAAUGUUUCAUUUACAAACUCGGAAGAUGGAUGUUCGGGGUGGUAGUUGAACAUUUUUUGCUUGUAUGUAAGUUGUAAAUGUAAACAUUUUUGGUUGUAGCACUAGUAGCGUUGGUACCUUUUAUAACGUAAAGAAUAGUUUAA
Molecule: messenger RNA, 4277 nt
Organism: Lactuca virosa
Lineage: Eukaryota; Viridiplantae; Streptophyta; Magnoliopsida; Asterales; Asteraceae
Source: the annotation of a GenBank genome assembly